Messenger RNA from Lethenteron reissneri (Far Eastern brook lamprey), 4759 nucleotides. RefSeq names its product suppressor of cytokine signaling 5-like. Gene Ontology annotation, cellular component: phosphatidylinositol 3-kinase complex. Gene Ontology annotation, biological process: intracellular signal transduction; phosphatidylinositol phosphate biosynthetic process. Lineage: Eukaryota; Metazoa; Chordata; Hyperoartia; Petromyzontiformes; Petromyzontidae. The record is from RefSeq and is a predicted model, not a curated record. Gene Ontology annotation, molecular function: 1-phosphatidylinositol-3-kinase regulator activity.
CGCCGCUGCCAUUGUCUGAGCGCCAUUUCGCUUUUCCCUCCCCCCCCCUCUUCCCCGUCGGGCGCCUUCCGUUCUUCCCCACCCCUGCACCUCGCGGUCACGGCAUCGGCGCCUCGGAAAAACGCGAAUAAGGCGAGGGCCACGACGACGACGACGAGGGCCGUCGCGGACGAGGCGAGGUACGCUUGACUCACACCCAUGGAUAAGGUUGAGGAAACAUUGGAUGACUUGAAAUCGCCAUGUCAAGCUAUAUCUGCAGAGGAGGAGCGGGCCAUGCCAUUUGACGGUGAUUCUUCCGACCCCAGAGACACAGACGAGCAAGGCAGCCACCAGCUAACCGUGUCGGAAUUAGCUCCGCAUUUGGACAAAGGCGGGAAUGACAAUGAUGGGACCCACAGGGAAUUCCCAUCCUCCUCUGGCUCCCAGGUAAUAGAAGUUUGUACGGACGCUGAUGAAAUCGACCACGACGCCAUUCGCCCAUACGCAGAGGUCGAGACAGAUUUGGAAUUCGUUUCUAAAAGCCCUGAAGAGCUGGGGGCCAAGCCAAAGACUAAAGCCGCUGGCGUGAGCGCACUCGUGGACUCGUACUUUCGCUUCGCGCCAUGGGCUGGCAAGAAGAAGCGCAACGCAUGCCGGAGGUCAGACGACUCUGCCUCUGCCGAUCGGGAAGGCUCGACAAAAAGCCUGCGUGAGCGGCGUCACGGCAGCGCCGUGACCUCUUUGGGCGACGUGGGUUCAGAUGACGACCAACAUGCGCCGUGCACGGAGCACACCCUGGCGCAGCAGCAGCGCACCAUGCACAAUCGCUCUUUCCGUGAGCGGCUCAAGGACACCAUGGGCCACUGCUUCCCCGUGCGAGCGCCGCAGCAGAGCAAGAGGCUUGCUACCGCGGGACCUGCAUCGCCGCCGUUGCUCUCGACAUCGCCGUCCCGACUGCAGGGCUCCGCGGGGACGAGCGGGCCUUUCUCCAACAAACGAAAGAUCCACCUCUCGGAGCUCAUGCUCGACCGCUGCCCAUUCCCGGCCGGCACGGAACUGGCACGCAAGUGGCACUUAAUCAAGCAGCACACGGCGCCAGUCGGCCGCUCGCAGAGCCUCUUCCUGCCAGGCAGUUUUGACUCACCGGAGGACGAGGAGGACCUGCUGAGGGAGCGGAGGCGGCUGAGCAUCGAGGAGGGUGUGGACCCACCGCCAGAUGCCCAGAUCCACACGUUCGAGGCCAGCAGUCGUGUCAAUGCACUCUACAAGCUGGGCCCCAAGCUGGCUCCGGGGAUGAGCGAGCUUGUGGGCGACGCCAGGGGAACCGCGGUGGCCGCAGCGGUGGCGGUGGUGGGGGCGUCUGGAACUCAGCCAAGGCCCACCGGGGAGUGCCUCUCAGAGGACGAGGAGAACACGGCGCUGUGUCUUCAUCCCCGGCGAAACCGGACCAAGGAGGAGCCGCCCUCGGUGGUGCCGAGUGGCAUCGGCGGCCUGGGCCAGCUCCUGUACCAGCCGGGCGCGAUGGCCGCCGCCUCAAAGCGCGUGCACACGCAGAUCGACUACAUCCACUGCUUGGUGCCGGACCUGGUGGAGAUUACAAACAGCUCGUUCUACUGGGGCGUCAUGGAUCGCUACCAGGCUGAGGCGCUGCUGGAGAACCGUCCCGAGGGCACCUUCCUGCUGCGCGAUUCGGCCCAGGAGGACUACCUCUUCUCGGUGAGCUUCCGGCGCUACGGCCGCUCGCUGCACGCACGCGUCGAGCAGUGGAACCACAACUUCAGCUUCGACGCGCACGACCCGUGCGUGUUCUACGCGCCGGCCGUCACCACGCUGCUGCGCCACUACAAGGACCCGAGCGCGUGUAUGUUCUUCGAGCCGCUGCUCGCGACGUCGCUACCCAGGACUUUCCCCUUUGGGCUGCAGCGCCUGUGCCGCGCGGUCAUCUGCAGCCGCGUCACGUACGACAGCACGGAGGCGCUGCCCAUUCCGCAGGCGCUCAAGGAGUACCUGCGCGAAUAUCACUACAAGCAGAAGGUUCGCGUGCGGCGGCUCGACGCGCCGCGUGGUUGGCUCAAGUAGCCCGUCGCGCGAUCGUUCUCGCUCGUUUUUUUUAUUUUAUUGGCGACGUCGUUGGUGAUUUAAUUUUCGUUUGAGUUUUCUUUCUCUCCCCACACCCACUCUUUCUCCCAUUCUAUUCCCCUCUUUCCCCCCAACCCCGCCCCUUCUCUAGUUGGGGAGCUUUUGCACAGUGUGUAUGUAUGUAAUAUGUACGUUUGUUGGUUGGUCGCCAAGUUGACACUCGGCAGGUUUGCAGUACAAAAAAAGAAAAGAAAAUGCAUCAAAACUGAAUGUUUGCUUCAGUUCGAGUACGAGAGGUUAUCUGGGCAUGCCAGCUUAUGCAUUUUUAAAAAAAAAGCUAUAUUGUUUACAGCUGUCCAUGGAAAAGGGCAUGAACGAGCACUUCACCAUACAGGCUGUCCAUUUCACUUGAGCUUAAACCGGGGAGCGUUGGAUGGGCUGUGUGCAACCAUUUGUGUACAACAAGUAUGAACGAUCAUUCGGCUCUCAGCGAUAAAUCAUAGGGCGCGCCGUCACCGAGAAACCGAUGACGCCGUUCGUCAAUUUUAUAUGGGGGGGGGGAAGCGGCGGUGAAUUUUGGAAGAAAAAUAAAUAAAUAAAAAUCCACGUGGUCAGGAAUACUAGCAUGUGAUUGGCUGCAUGCCUCCAAAGAGAGUCGUGGUUUAACGCUAGGUAUGACACAUUUAGUUUGCUUUGUGCUCUUGCUGUGAUUGCUGCCACCGCCUUUUCAAAGGUACAUUAAUGCAUUUAUUUGUGUAAAUUCCUACCUCAAGAUGUAUUUUACUUUUUAGUUCUUUUUUUGUUGUUGCAUAGUGCUUCGUUGCUAUGUAAGCCAAUAUGUUUAUAUCAAAUUAUUUUUUAAUACAAAAAUUGAACUUAAAAAAAAAUUGUAGGAUAUAUAUUACAACAAAAAAAGAGAAGACGUUAAUUGCUUGACUAAUAUUUAGUAGCUGCUGCCGCUGAAUGCAUCACUUGCAUGCAUCUUGAUGUGAAUGGCUUUUUGUCGAGUUCACUAUGUUUGGUCAAGUGCCGGUUUACGCCCGUCCGUAGGUCUGAAAGAGCCAAUCAUUUUUUUUUCUGGCGCACAAGUUUAUGAAACCUAGCGCGUUCGAAUUUGUAUUUGCUUCAACAAGUCUGGCGUACACACAAUUGUGCACAGGUUUGUUGACCAACACUGCCGGUUUUGCUUUGAAAUGACUUUGGCUGAAGUCGUCGCUGGGAAUUGUUUUUCUUUUUUUCUCUUUGCACUCUCGGUCAUGUGCUUAGAAGUUCAGAGGCACUACAAUGAUUCUCUAAGUACGUUACGGAAAAAAAAUGUUGCUUAAUGCAGUAAUGUAUUAUUUCUGCAGUAUCGAAUGUUGAUAAACAAAGUUUAUUUUUCGUUUGGAAAUCGGGGAUGACAUUAUUUUUUUUGCGGUUACGUGGAUUUAGACUGCCGACCGGGCAGGAUUGGCUGUAAAACGAGCCAAUUUAAAUUGUAAUUGUUUUGUUUUUUGCUCGUUAACGGAGCUUAAACAUGUAUCACCAUAACUGAUUUCCUGUCCUUUCAUUGUAAUCUUUUCAUGCAUCAAAAAAGGCACCCCCUGCUUGUGUAUAUUUCUUGUAUUAUUACAUAUAAUGGUGCUAAAUAGAUAACUUAGAAGAAGAAAAAAAUCUCGCACUAAAGGAUCAUAGAGUAAAUGGUAUAUAGCUUUUACGUAAAAAAACCUUUAUUGAGACGUAGGUUAUUCCAUUCAUCAUCGCAGAAUGCUAUUUGUGCUGUUUUGACAAAAUAGGCAGCCGCUUUUCUUCCCUUUUAUUUGCAACAUUUCUGAAAAUAUAUGCAACAAGAGGAGAAAAAAAACCCGAUCGGCAGUUUUUCAUUCAGUGUAGCUUGUAUAUGCUGUGCGACAAAGUUAUGCAGAAACACUUUCAAUGUGUCGAUGGUGUUUCCUGUACUCUGGGGUAAAACAGCAGCUCUUACUUUGGCUUCACACAAAGCCAUAUAUUACUGCAAACAGCCAUUCUCUAUCGAAUGCAUCUCCCCUUUUCUGUAUAAGUAGAAGGCGGCGAGCCUUCGCUGUUUUUCACAGCGGCGUUUGGAACGCUUUUGGUUGCUGUGCCCGGUGGCGCAGUGACGGGCGGUGGCGAGUUGUCACCGGAGUAGGUGAACGUGGCAUUAAAAACGAGUCCCCCCCCCCCCCCCCGUAAUGGGCAUCGCUCGGACGACGAUGAUGAUGAUGAUGACGACGAUGAUGGUUUCAGGUUGGAAGCUGUGCUGCAAUAUGAAGGGAUUACGGUCUAACCCAAAAACCCUUUGCUUUAAUGCCACAGGUUUAACAACUAAAAUGUGCACUUCCAGUCAAAAAAUAAUUUCUUACACUGGUGCUAAUCUUGCCUCUCUUGGUGGCUGUGAUGUGUGUGUUGCUGACGUGGGGUGAGUGCAAGGAGAUUCAAAAGGAAGCUGUGAGUUCAACGGUACUGUGCCUUGCGAUGUGACCUUUCAACAGGCUGGUAUGCCACUGCGACGUUAUCGAAAUGGCUGAUUAUUAUAAGAGUGGCGACUAAAGUAGCAUAGUUCCUAUAGACAGGAAAUGCCAUCUGCACCGGAGCAUAUUUCAAUGUUAUAUCGAGAGAAAUUAUUCUUCUAAUUUGUUUGAUCAAUACAUAACAUGUUAGCUGCAGUGUCAACCAUUCAUGUUACUGAGAAUAAAAAAUAAUU